Phytophthora sojae is the source of this 2388-nucleotide messenger RNA. RefSeq lists its product as hypothetical. Bases 1 to 2388 code for a protein of 795 amino acids. The transcript has a single exon. Lineage: Eukaryota; Oomycota; Peronosporomycetes; Peronosporales; Peronosporaceae. The record is from RefSeq and is a predicted model, not a curated record.
AUGAUGCGCCACAGCAUUGACGAGGGCGCCCUGCCGCGCCGCAGUCUACUGGCGGUGACCAAGGACUCCGAGGACCCGAAUGUGCUCUCCUCGCGCUCCAACAACCCGCUCAACCGCACCGACACAUCGUCCAUUGACCUGGAAGCCGAACGCAUCGACCGGCAGUGCCAGGUGGCCACGGCGACUGCUGCCGCCACCUCCGACGAUGACAAGCACGAAACGUCUUCGGAGACCUCAUCCAGCUCCAACAGCGUGGUCGAAGCACCGACGCCCGACAUGGACGCGGAGUUCGCUCUGGACGUCAUGAAGGAGGCCGACCGCCGCAUGACCGUGCGCACCUCGAUCGCCACCGACCUGUCCUCGGUCGAGGGCGCCACGGUCGAGGCGGACGAGGACGACGACGAGAUCGACGUUCAACUGCUGCACGACAUCGCCGACAACAUGAUCGGCCGCAACGUGCCGUUCGAGACGCCGUUCGGCGUCAAGGCGCAGUGCUACGCCGACUACACGGCCAGCGGCAAGGUCAUCGAGAGCAUCGAGACCUUCAUGCGCAACGAGGUCAUGCCCACCUACGGCAACACGCACACCACCACCUCGGUCACGGGGCUGCAGACCACCUCCUUCCGCGAGGAAGCCCGCCAAAUCAUCGGCAAGGCUGUCAACGCCCGUCUACACGGCAGCGGCGCCCGCGACGUCGUGCUCUUCUCGGGUCAAGGAUGCACCAGCGCCAUCAACAAAUUCAUCAAUGCGCUCGGUCUCACCACGAUGCGGCGCCACCAUCGCGCGUACAAGCGGCCGGUCAUCUUCACGUGCCCGUUCUCGCACCACUCGAACCUGCUGCCGUGGCGCGAGCUGUACUGCGCCGAUGUGGUCGAGAUCUCGGAGGCCAAGACCGGCGGCCUCGACCUGGAGGAGCUCGAGCGCCAGCUCCAGAGCUACCAGGGCCGCGACCUCAAGAUUGGCACGUUCGCCGCUGCCUCCAACCUCACGGGCAUGCUGGCCGACGUGGACGAGGUGUCCAAGCUGCUGCACAAGUACGGAGCCCUGUCGUGCUGGGACUACGCCACCUGCGCCCCGUACGUCGACAUCGACAUGAACCCCGAGGACCCGGCCGCCUACAAGGACGCGGUGUUCUUCUCGGGCCACAAGUUCGUGGGCGGCCCCGGUUCGCCCGGUGUGCUGGUGGUCAAGAAGAAAUUGAUGAGCAACAAGGUCCCCACCAUGCCCGGCGGCGGUACCGUGCUGUUCGUCACGGAGAAGGCCCACAGCUAUCUCGCCAACAAGGUCGAGCGCGAGGAGGGCGGCACCCCCGACAUCUUGGGAAGCAUCCGUCUCGGCCUCGCUUUCGAACUCAAGCAGCGUGUCGGCCCCAAGAACAUCAUGAAGCUCGAGCGCCAACACGUGCAGCACGUCCGUGAGGUGCUGGGCCGCAACAACCACAUCGUGCUGCUCGGCCACGACAACGUGGACCAGCUGCCGAUCUUCUCGUUCCUCGUUCGCUUUGGUGACCGCUUCCUGCACCACAAUUUCGUGUGUGCACUGCUGAACGACCUGUUCGGCAUCCAGGCGCGUGGCGGCUGUCAGUGCGCCGGCCCCUUCGGUGCCCGCCUGCUUGGCCUCAGUCGUGAGCAUAUCACUGCUCUGGGCUAUGCCGUUGUCGCCAAGGACGAGGUGCUCAAGCCGGGCGUCGCACGCAUGAGCUUCCCGUACUUUGCUGAUGAAGAUGAGGUCGAGUACAUCCUUGAGGCGGUGAACUUCGUGGCCGACCACGGCUGGAAGUUCCUGCCGCAGUACGAGUACGACCCUCACAACGGAGCGUGGAGACACGUUUCGCGCAGUGCCUCCUCCUUCCCGGCCAAGAAGUACCUGGCUAGUAUGCAGCUUGACGACGUGGAAACGGUGCGCGCCUCCGUGUGCGUCGCCCCUAUCCGCAGCAUUGCUGCCCACCGCCGCGAGAACCUGGAGUGGGCCGCUGUGCUGGCCGACGCCUGCAUCGAGGAGGCCGUGUCGGCCGAGGAGUUCCUGGAAGGUCAGAAGCUGGUGCCGAGCCACGAGUGGCUGCGCUGGUUCGUGUACCCGCACGAGGCCGUCGCCGCCUACAAGGAGAACGGCCAGAAGCCGAUGCUCGCGGAGACGAUCGAGGGCCCGUGCCAACCGCAACGCUACCUCGACGGAUCGGUUCACAAGGUGUGGCAGGGCGUGCCUUCCAUGGGCAAAAUGAAGCGCAGCCUCGUGGGACGGUUCGUGCUGAAGGUGUUCAUGAGGGAGGAGCUGAAGGCCAUGAAGGACAAGAGGUCCGACGACGAGAAGUCCGUGCUGAAGGAGGAGGAGGCCAUGUGCGUCGUCUUCGGCGGCUCGGACAAGUGUCAAUACGGAAGGAGUGAGUGA